Molecule: messenger RNA, 1489 nt
Organism: Dermacentor silvarum
Lineage: Eukaryota; Metazoa; Arthropoda; Arachnida; Ixodida; Ixodidae
Exons: 3
Coding region: 237-818 (193 amino acids)
Molecular function (GO): protein binding
Source: RefSeq, a predicted model, not a curated record
AAACCGCCAAACGCAUGGGUCGUACCGUGCAAAGCGUCAGCGUUUGUAGUGCCAACCGUGCGUGCAUUGAAAACUCCCACGAGGAGCUCGCGAUCGCUACCACGCUGACCGCACUUUCAUUCCUGGUUGCUGCUGAACGUGCUUUUUGAACGUGAAUUCCAAGUAUUUGUGGUGACACUUGGAUCAUCCGCAUUAUUUGGGUCACUCGCAGCGGGUCACUUAUAGCAUCGGGAGAUAUGCAAGAGGGAUCGAGUAAGCCGUCGUCUGAACCCUCCAGAACAAACGCCGAGGCUUCCGUACUCCAACAAGAAACCGACUCGGUGAGCAGCUUCGACGUGACAAGGCGACAGCCGGAUUCAAUUGAGAGUUUGCCACGUGCAACGUGCUGCUAUUUGGGACUAGGCUCUGCGGUUACUUGCAAGUACGAUGGCACAGAUGUCGUGCUGGUGAAACCGUUCACGCAACCUGGUACGCUGGGCGGCUACGCGUUCAAUCUGGCCUGCAAGUUCGAGACGAAACGGGGCAAAAUUUCUAGCGUCUGCUUGCUUUUCACCCUGUGCGCCGGAAACGAAGACGAUCUUGUGCCGUGGCCGUUUGCCAAGCAGGUGUCGCUUAGAAUCGUCGACAUCGAGAACACGGGCAAAGAUGUCAGUGUGCCUGUCAAGGUACGUCCGGAACAGGACGCCGAUUGCUUCAAAAGGCCUCGCGCGCAUGCGCCGCAGAAGGGAAUACUCUCCGAGAGGAUCGGCUGGAAGCAAGUGAACAAAAAGAAGCUCGUUCGCGACGACUGCUUGGUGGUGGCAGUGCAGUUUCAGUGAUGCUCGUUCUGCUUUACACCAUUUUUUUACACCCUUCGAGGCUUACGUUGCCCAAAAACGGUAAUUGUCAUCAAUUUUGCGCGUACUUCCUUUAAGGCUGCGCGUCUGGUACUUUGCUGUCAGGAACGCCACGAGCCUGUCAGCGUACUCAAGCGUUAUUGACAGGAAAGUAGCCGCGGUGUGGUGUGUUGAAUAAAGGAAGCGCACAAAGGAUUGGCGAUGAUUGUAACUGUCGGUAAGGCAAACCCUAACCCGGUUGUAUAGAUUUUUGGAAGAGUGUAGCACUUGCACGAUGCCCUGCGAAUCUAUUUGUGGUCACUGUUGCUUUCAAAUAUUUUUUUUACAUGUUGCGUAUGUUUUACUGUAUGUUGCGGCUGUUAAACUAUUAAUAUCCGUAAAUUGGCGGGAUUUUACUUAAGUUACGCUCGUUAAUAAAAAAACUGAAAUGAGAAGCUGUAAACUGCCUUAUGUCUGUGUGCAUUCACGACAUCUCUGAGGCCGAGAGACAAGUGCUGUGCAGAGUGCUGGACCAAUUGGACAACCGUCCACUAUCAGAAGUAAAUGCUUUAGGUUAGUGCUCCGAAAGAACAUCCGCGUUGAAGGCCUUACUCGCCUUACUAAGGUUCCUGCGGUGUACGGGCCUUCACGAUAGACUCUAAGAACGCCGCCCC